Messenger RNA from Acanthoscelides obtectus, 1731 nucleotides. NCBI's taxonomy places the organism in Eukaryota, Metazoa, Arthropoda, Insecta, Coleoptera, Chrysomelidae. The record is from the annotation of a GenBank genome assembly.
GUUACAUGUCAUCAUCAAUGUCAUCGAUAAAAAAUUUUUGUAACUCAUCAUGAUCAACCGUCCAUUCUUUUCAACAAAUACCAAUAUUUUUUAUGAAAGUUUAAACGCCUCAGGCAAGUGUUUACGGAAUUUCUUGAUAAUGUUGUAAUAUGGCUGAACUGAAUACUGCACAUUUUGUGGUGGUAUAGCAUCCACAAGUAGACACACUGAGGGAGUAUGUGGAUUUUGGGCUAUACAAAAUUUCGAAUUUUUAUGAUUUUUGAAAAACCGCUUUGUUUAGAAGAGGCGGGCCUGAAAAAAUCCAAAAAAUAACAGUUUUUAUUAGCAAAAAUAACAUAUGAAGCUCCUUAAUCUACGAAGUCUGUUCGAAACCCAAAUGAUUACUUCUAGAUAACUAACUGAAUAGUCAAAAGAAGACAUCCCUCGGCUGUGUGCGUCGAUCUUACUUGGUUCAUUGUUUCAAGCUAUCCACAACUGUCAGUAAUUCGUUGCCAGAACACGCCGAAGAGUUUCCUGAUCACAAUUUUUUGAUAAUUUAUUAGCUCCAUCCAAAAUAAACGGUCAGAACGUCAUCGUAUCUCAAGAACAGCAACGUAAAUUAUUUGACACGCUUACUACAGGAAUAAUGGGUUUCCCCAGUAACAAUCAAUACAGAGCUGAUCACUGUUCUCCAGGCCAAUACCUCCAAGCACAAAAGCAGUUCGUUCCAGGAGGAAUGGCGUUCUCCUUCAACACAAUGCAACCAUUUUUUGCACAAGCGCAACUACCGUAUAACCAAGCACAGUUCAACAAUACAUUACCUCAAAGCAUACAACCAUUACAACACAUAAUGGUAAGCUCUCCUCAACCUAGCCACCAACAUCAACUGGGUGCGAUGCAACGUAGGCUUAUGCAAUGCCAGAAAGAACAAACAGAAAUAAUUGAUGUCGAUCACCAACAUAUUCCAACCUCAUGGAAGUUUCACAAAGAUGUUGGUACCUCAUCGGAAGAUCUUUUAAAUUACCAUACACAAACUCCUGGAUCACAAUCAUCUCCGGAUUUCAACUACAUUUCAGGUAUAUAUCUUCAGCAAGCACCAGUCAUUUGUCAUUCUAAUAAAAUAAAAGAGCUGACAUUAUCGCAACAAGUACGAAACUCAAAGGGACACGUAUGUGAUGUCCUUGAUGCUGAAGAAAAUGAAAAGAAACAAGUUUCAUUCAGUGAAUCUGAAAAUGACAAAUUUACAUGUAAGACAGACAACGAAGACGAUGAAAUGAAAGAAAUGAUAGACAAAUCGAUGCAAGACUCUCUUUUUAUAUGCAAUUGCGACCCUGACUCGCUUGGCGGACCAAAUGAUUUAGACUCUGAAGAUUGCGAUAUGGACAUAGAAAAACUGUACAAAUGUAUGGAGAAAGAGUUGUUUUGUGACCACUGCCGUCAACUUCUUGAAAUGAUGAAAACGCAUAUGAAGAAAUCCAAAAAAAAGAAGGGAAAGCAAAUAUAACCAUUAUAAAACACAUACUGCAGUACAAGUGAUACUGAUUACUGAUGUCUAGAGUAAUUUGGUGGAAAAAGUUGCUAUCAUUAGGAAACUAUAUGGAAACCAUAUCAGUCCGAAGGCUGACAAAUUGAAUUUUUGGACAAAUUCAGUAGUCAUCUAGAAAUUUGUAGUACGAAUUUUUAUAAUUGGUAUCUGCGUGAUCUAUUUGUAUAUUGUCAUAAUUAUGUAUAUCAGUCAUCAAUAUAUUAACG